This is a messenger RNA of Rhea pennata, 773 nucleotides long. RefSeq names its product biliverdin reductase B (gene BLVRB). Bases 83 to 712 code for a protein of 209 amino acids. The transcript has 5 exons. The record is from RefSeq and is a predicted model, not a curated record. Gene Ontology annotation, molecular function: riboflavin reductase (NADPH) activity; biliverdin reductase [NAD(P)H] activity. Lineage: Eukaryota; Metazoa; Chordata; Aves; Rheiformes; Rheidae.
CCCCGCUCCGGUUGCAGCGGGGCGGUGGCGCAGCCCGGCCGGCGGGGAGGCAGCGACGAGGCCGCUCCGCUCCGCUCCCACCAUGGCCACCUGCAAGAACAUCGCUAUCUUCGGGGCCACCGGCAUGACCGGGCUGGCCACGCUGGCACAGGCGCUGGACGCGGGGUACAACGUGACGGUGCUGGUGCGGGACCCGGCGCGGCUGCCCCCCGAGCACCGCCCGGCCCGCGUGGUCGUGGGCGACGUGCUCAACCCCGCCGACGUGGACAAGACCGUGCAGGGCCAGGACGCCGUCAUCAUCAUCCUGGGCACCCGCAACGACCUGAGCCCCACCACCAUGAUGUCCGAGGGCACCAAGAACAUCGUGGCGGCCAUGAAGGCCCACGGCAUCAGGAAGGUGGUCGUGUGCCUGUCGGCCUUCCUCAUGUGGGACCUGCAGAAGGUGCCCCCCAAGCUGCAGCCGGUGACGGAGGAUCACAUCCGCAUGCACCGCAUCCUGCAGGAGUCGGGGCUGGACUGUGUCUCCGUGAUGCCGCCGCACAUUGCCGACGACCAGCCGCUGACGGGGGACUACACGGUGACGGUGAACACGUCCGGCGGCUCCCGCGUCAUCUCCAAGCACGACCUGGGCCACUUCUUCCUGCAGUGCCUCACCACCUCCGAGUACGACGGCAAGAACGUCUACCUGUCCCGGCACUACCCCAAGGUGUAGGGCGGCCGCGGGGCUGCCCGCGCCGCUCGCGCGCUAGUAAAGAGUCGCUAUUUUUCUCAGA